Dermatophagoides farinae (American house dust mite) is the source of this 813-nucleotide messenger RNA. NCBI's taxonomy places the organism in Eukaryota, Metazoa, Arthropoda, Arachnida, Sarcoptiformes, Pyroglyphidae. The record is from RefSeq and is a predicted model, not a curated record.
AUGUAAGCUGUUGGAUUAUGAUUUGUGAUUUGCAAACUUUCAAUCAUUAAAAUCACUUUUGAAUUAACGAACAAAAAAAUGAUGAAAAUUUUGUCUACACGUUUAUUCAUAGGCAUUUUGCUUAUAUCUUCGACGAUUACAUUGUCGGUAAAUGGCAAUUCACUUGGACUUGGCCAAAUAUUUGAUGGUGAAUUGAUUGGUGGUGGUGGUAAAGGUGGUGAUGGUAGUAAAAUAGGUGGUUUUAUUGGCACUUUGGCUGGCGGGCUUAUUGGAGCGGAAAUAGGUCAUUUUAUUGGUUCAUCUCUUUUGGGUGGUGGUUCCAGUAGCCAAGGUUCUUCGAGCAGUCAAUCCGGUAGCCAAGGCCAAAGUGGCAAAAGUAGCCAAAGUGGUGGUCAAUCCGAAAUAAUGAAAAUUGGUUCCCAACUUUUUCCUGGUUUAUCACAAAUAAUUGGUGGUGGUAGUGGUUCCAGCGGUCAAUCUGGUAGCAAAGGCCAAAGUGGCGGUCAAUCCGGUAGCAAAGGCCAAAGUGGCGGUCAAUCCGGUAGCAAAGGCCAAAGUGGUGGUCAAUCCGGUAGCAAAGGCCAAAGUGGUGGUCAAUCCGGUAGCAAAGGCCAAAGUGGUGGUCAAUCCGGUGAUAUAUUGAGUAUACUUCAAAAAUUUCUGAAAAAAUGAAAAAAAAAUCCAAUUAAUGUUCAACAACAAAAAAAUAAUGCCGUAUUCUGGCAUUGAUCAUCAAUUGUCAAUUGAAUUAUUUUUUUCCGGAAAAUAAAAAUAAAUUCAGAAUUUUAAUUCUUAAAUAAUCCUAUGUCAUCA